This is a messenger RNA of Spodoptera littoralis (African cotton leafworm), 696 nucleotides long. The record is from the annotation of a GenBank genome assembly. Lineage: Eukaryota; Metazoa; Arthropoda; Insecta; Lepidoptera; Noctuidae.
AUGUCUGUUUUCGACGGCGAAAUAGAAUACCGUACGGUCUAUAUGGUGGAUUAUGAAGUUAAGAAAAAACCUAAGAGUCCUCGUCGCAAGGCGGUUGACGACAACUGCCUCAUAGUAGGCGUGAGCCGGGACAUGCUGAAACCUAAAGACGAGACACAGAGACACCCUGACGUACUAUGUCCACUAUCUCGUGAAUACUACAAGAAGGCAGUCACAAGGUUCGCAGAAGAUUACCCGAAACUCACAAAGAAGUACAUGAAGAAAGACAUCGACCCGGUGCCCAUAGAGAACGAGAUUAAAGACCUAAAGAGGACUGAAUAUUUAACUAAAUACUGUUCUAGAGAUCUCCCAUUUAUGUCCGUAAACCUGACGCGUCGCGCGCGAGCACUCCAGACCCUGCGUCUGCCGGACGACGUGAUCAUACCAGACACCAGCCAGAGAGGAUCAUACCGUCCUCCUAAACCGGAGAAGUAUGCAGAGCCGCCUAAAAGCAUGUCUAUGAAACCACGAUUUGAUGAUUCCUUGCAAAAGGAGCUUCGUAGAAUCCUGAGAGUUAACACUGGCGAGACGACGUACGGCGCAUGUCACGGCUUGUUGGCUAAGGUGAUCUUGGAAAAGAAUCCCUUCGGCAAACCACGCAAGGAACCAAGAUAUGGACGAUGGAAGAACCCGUACAUGUUUACCUAUAGAAUAUGA